Molecule: messenger RNA, 830 nt
Organism: Tetranychus urticae (two-spotted spider mite)
Lineage: Eukaryota; Metazoa; Arthropoda; Arachnida; Trombidiformes; Tetranychidae
Source: RefSeq, a predicted model, not a curated record
AAGUAGAAGGCAGUUUAAUGAUAAUAACACUGAUUCCCAUUGAUCUAGAGUGAACCAUUGAUGAACAUUGUCCGAUUCAAACAAUGAUUUCAAGAAUUUUCUUAUGUUUUGUUUUAACCUUAAUCGUCUGUGUUGCUGUUGAAGCUGUCCAAGUUUACAAUUAUAAUGUGACAGUGAAAACUGCUGAUUCGCCAAACUUCAGUAGCCAUAAAGGUAAACUUAAACUCGCUGUUUUCAGUAUUGACCAAUAUGCUAAAUCCCGUGAAGAUUACGUUUUAACUCCAUACAAUGUUAAACUCGCCAAGAGUCACUUUUACACUGCAAGUAUCGCCUCUUUCGCCUCAUUGAAAAACAUGACAUCAGUUUACCUUCGAUGGACUCUGGCUUCUCCAUACAAUCCAUACUAUUUAAUGAAAAAACCAUCAAUCUAUUUUGAGCCAAUUAUUUUCAACUCUACUUAUAUCGAUCCUAAAACACACAUGUUGGUCACUAAAAGCAGAAAAUUUUGUCCGUUAACCACCCCAGUUCAGAUCAAACACGGCAACGGAUCUUCUUUUUACCCUUGUGUCUGAGUCAAUUAUUUCCCCACAGGAAUAUCAUGGAAAAUCAAUGAUUAUAUUCUCAACUAUUGAACUAUCAAACUCUCCAAUUAGAAACUUAAAGAUGCAUUCAUUGAAGAGAGUUUAUCGAUUAUUAUUCUUGUGCAUCUAACGAACUGCACAGCAAACAUAAACAAGUUACACAAAACUCCGCAUAUUAAAUAAAUACAAAGCAAAUUUCAACACUAUCAUUGAUAAGUAAAUCUAAUAAAUGAAUAUAAAUUAUAUAAA